AUGGCGUGCAUCGCAAUCGAUAGAUUCUGUGCGACCCUAUUCCCUUACAAGAAAUACAUAGACCAACGCCGUUGUAACAUCAUGAUUGGCUUAUGUUGGUUUUUAGCCGUUCUCCUUCAGUCCCCCACUUUAUAUGCGAUGAAGAUCAGUGUGGCCGCGAACCAAACUUCCUGCAUAGAAGACUGGGAACCACUCUUUGACAAUGAGUCGUCGCUUAAAAUAUACACGGUUAUCCUUUUUGUCUCUAUGUAUCUGUUCCCUUUAUUGGUAAUCGCCAUUCUAUACACUGCUAUAAGUCAUUUCCUGUGGCGGCAUAAGACCCCGGGCAGUGGUCUGGCCAAGGCGCGAAAGGACAGAUCAAAAGCUGCCAAAGUUAUAAAAAUGCUGGUGAUAAUUGUCGUCGUUUUUGCGGCAUGUUGGUUGCUGAUAUUUGUGAUACAAUUCUUGCAGUUUUUUGCUGAGCCAAGAUGUGGAGUUUCGCCGUAUUUAUCUUUCACUGGUUUCUUUUUAUCUCACGCGAACUCGGCUGUUAACCCAGCAAUAUACUGGAUAUUUAAUGAUAAUUUUCGUGCUGGUUUCAAGCAAUUGUUGAGGUCUUGGUUUUGUCCUUCGUGA
Messenger RNA from Paramuricea clavata, 615 nucleotides. Lineage: Eukaryota; Metazoa; Cnidaria; Anthozoa; Malacalcyonacea; Plexauridae. The record is from the annotation of a GenBank genome assembly.